AUGCUUGGUCACAUUACACUUGGGGAGGGUACUCUAGCAAAGGACUGGACGGUGGCGCACAAGCACGCACACAAGCAAGCGCACAUGCUCAUCUUGCAUGGCUCUGCGACAAGCAAGGAUCGGAGAGCGAGCAUAGUGUUGGGACUAGGGGGCUGGUUGAUGGAGUUGGGUAUCAUCCAUGCUGGUGCCAUCAGACUCACAGUCAAGUCGCCGCAUCUCAUGUCAAGCGAGGAGCUCAGCGAGGACCUCGAUGCGAUACUCUGCAUUGGCGAGAGCGAGUACAAGGAGCUACUGAGGCUGGCUCACUCUGCAGUCAUUGCACACCCCAACUUUGACUUGAUUGGGAGGGGUCUAUCAGCAGAUGCUUGGGUGGAGUCAAGGGUACACCCCAUCAACGCCGUGCCCAAUGUGUUGGAGAUUUGCGCAUCUGUCCCAGUCUUUACCACUCUAUUGACCUCUUUUCCAGCAGAAGCGCAGCUUGCAGAGAUUCACCGCUCAGAAAUUCAGCAAAUGUUUGCUGCCGCUGCUUGGAUGUGCCUUGGUGCUGACCCAGAGCAAGUGGCGGGUAUUGUGGAUGGACUCAGGACAGUCACAAGCAUCAAUGGUCUCUACUAUUUUCCAGUAGUCUCCAAUGAUGAGCACCGCCUUUGA
This is a messenger RNA of Ceraceosorus guamensis, 651 nucleotides long. RefSeq lists its product as hypothetical. The record is from RefSeq and is a predicted model, not a curated record. Bases 1 to 651 code for a protein of 216 amino acids. Lineage: Eukaryota; Fungi; Basidiomycota; Exobasidiomycetes; Ceraceosorales; Ceraceosoraceae. The transcript has 2 exons.